Messenger RNA from Phytophthora megakarya, 732 nucleotides. NCBI's taxonomy places the organism in Eukaryota, Oomycota, Peronosporomycetes, Peronosporales, Peronosporaceae. The record is from the annotation of a GenBank genome assembly.
AUGACAGUGUUCAAGAGGAACAUUCCUGCCCCAACCCAGAUGCCACCGGUCUUAGGGCGCAGCUCUUAUAUCGAUGAUAUCGCACAUGGCGCACCAACUUGGGAUGCAUUGUGCGCUGACUUGGAUGCUUUGCUAUAUAGGCUGCGGUAUUGGAAUAUUUCAGUAAGUCUGCCGAAGAGCGAGUUCGGAAAAUUGUCCAUCCCGUAUUUGUCACACGAAAUUAGUGCUGAAGGAAUCAGGGCAACACCGAAGAUCGCUAAAGGGAGUGCAAUCUUUCUUGGACAGCCUCAAGGCAGCCUGAAUUACUAUCAUAAAUUCAUCGAAGACUACCCUAUGAUCGCAGCCUCCCUGUAUGAGCUCUCGGAUGACCAAGUGCGUUCAGGGCGAGAUCCCUACAGGGCAAAGCAGGCGUUUGAAAUCCUGAAACACAAGAUCGUGUUGACCCCAGUAUUAAGACACACUGACAGGACCAAACCGUUUGUUAUUAUACCUCAUGCAAAUCAAUGGGCCGCCUGUGCGGUCCUAGGUCAAGAACAUGAUGGUUUGAUCCAGCCAGUGCGUUUUACGGGUCGUGUUCUCCACGAUGCGGAAUUGAGAUAUCACAUCGCAGAAAAGGAGGUCAUCGCCGUGCUGAGGGUACUACAGGUGUUCAGAACGCUCAUUCAGGGUUGUCCUCUCAUCGUGUACACUAGACACUCGGUUCUGAAGCAUGAAAUCCAAGACGGUACAUAG